This is a messenger RNA of Labeo rohita (rohu), 1298 nucleotides long. It is a transcript of the gene mboat4, whose product is annotated as membrane bound O-acyltransferase domain containing 4. NCBI's taxonomy places the organism in Eukaryota, Metazoa, Chordata, Actinopteri, Cypriniformes, Cyprinidae. Gene Ontology annotation, cellular component: endoplasmic reticulum membrane. Bases 1 to 1263 code for a protein of 420 amino acids. Gene Ontology annotation, biological process: lipid modification; peptidyl-serine octanoylation. The record is from RefSeq and is a predicted model, not a curated record. The transcript has 3 exons. Gene Ontology annotation, molecular function: serine O-acyltransferase activity.
AUGGAUCUCGUUUGGACACUGUGUGAUGGAAACCCACAGUUGUUUUACCAGAUUGUGAACAUACCAUUUGCAUUUCUGUUUUAUUGUUUAUCCAGGAAAGGACAUCUCUCAGUAAUCAAUAGGUAUGUCUACUUGACACUGGGAGGAUUCAUCCUUGCUAUUGUAACAAUGGGUCCGUUUAGCUUAUUGCUGUUCUUCAGUGCUGUGCUUCUCCUGCUGCUGAUCCACUGUCUACACCCAACGCAUAAUCAUCAGUGGAUGCUGGGAUUGCAGAUGUGCUGGCAAACCUGUUGGCACUUGUACCUCCAGUACCAGUUAUACUGGCUUCAAGAGACACCAGACUCGAGGCUUUUACUGGCCAUAUCCGCUCUCAUGUUGAUGACUCAGAGGGUUUCUUCUCUAUCACUUGAUCUGCAGGAAGGAACAGUCACUAGUCGCUUUCAAAACAGCCGUCCUAUAGCAUUUCUGAGCUACUCACUUAAUUUUCCUGCUCUUCUUGGAGGACCACUUUGCAGCUUCAACACUUUUGUUCAGUCUGUUGACUGCAAUGCGACUCCAUCGUUGGCUCCAUAUUUAGGGAGGCUUACUUCAAAGAUAUUUCAAGUAUUAGUUUUGGUGUCGGUUAAAUAUCCUCUUAAGGAGCUCUUAAAAUCACUCACAUUCAGAAUAAACAGCGCUUGUGUUUGUCAAAACAUAAUAUGGAUCUGGAUCCUGUCGCUGCUACUUAAGAUGAACUAUUAUGUGCACUGGAAAAUCAGUGAGUGUGUUAACAGUGCUGCAGGCAUAGGUUUCCAUGGGUACAGUGGCAGUGGAAAACCAUCAUGGGAUGGGCUUUCUGAUGGCAGUCCAUGGGUGACUGAAGCAUCGAGCCGUCCUUCAGCGUUUGCGCGACAGUGGAACAGAACCACGGCGGCGUGGCUUCGAAGAAUGGUCUUUAAAAGGUCCAACAGAUCUCCACUGUUUAUGACUUUUGGGUUCUCAGCGUGGUGGCAUGGCCUUCAUCCAGGUCAAAUUCUGGGCUUUCUCAUCUGGGCCGUCACUGUGCAGGGAGACUAUAAGCUACAUCACUUCUUGCAUCCAAAGCUUACCUCCAGGUGGAGGAAAUGUCUGUAUGUGUGUCUAAACUGGGCUUUUACUCAACUGACCAUUUCAUGUGUUGUUGUCUGUGUGGAGCUUCAGAGUUUAGAGUCAGUGAAGCUGCUCUGGUCUUCGUGUAUCGCUGUGUUUCCACUACUGAGUGUUCUGAUGAUUAUAAUCCUGUGAGUAAUAACCAGAACCAGUUUAAAUUAUAUAAAUGU